Molecule: messenger RNA, 3303 nt
Organism: Thermochaetoides thermophila DSM 1495
Lineage: Eukaryota; Fungi; Ascomycota; Sordariomycetes; Sordariales; Chaetomiaceae
Exons: 3
Coding region: 1-3303 (1100 amino acids)
Biological process (GO): calcium ion transmembrane transport; intracellular calcium ion homeostasis
Cellular component (GO): plasma membrane
Molecular function (GO): ATP binding; P-type calcium transporter activity; ATP hydrolysis activity
Source: RefSeq, a predicted model, not a curated record
AUGGCUAAGAGCGGGGACCCCAAGAAGGGCGCCCGACAGCAUGUUUCGGGCCAAUCCAACCGCCCGCUGAGCCGCCCGGCUCACGCCCUCACCUUCGAGCAAGUCGCCGCCGAGCUCGACGCCGACCUGCUCUCUGGCCUGAGUGCGCACGAGGCCAGCGUCCGGCUCCAGCAGUAUGGUCGCAACGAUCUGGGCGAGGAGGAGGGCGUGCAGCCGAUCAAGAUCAUCAUUGCCCAGAUCGCUAACGCCAUGACCAUGGUGCUUAUUCUCGCAAUGGCGGUUAGCUUCGGCAUCAAGUCGUGGAUUGAGGGCGGCGUCGUCGCUGCUGUCAUCCUGUUGAACGUCGUCGUCGGGUUUUUCCAGGAGUACACGGCUGAAAAGACCAUGGACUCUCUGCGCAGCCUCAGCUCGCCUACCGCGAACGUCGUGCGCGACGGCGAGACCAUCGUCAUUCCCUCUGGAGAGGUUGUUCCUGGCGAUCUGGUUGAGGUUAAAAUGGGUGAUACCAUCCCUGCCGACAUUCGGCUGAUCGAGGCCAAGAACUUUGAGACGGACGAGGCCCUGCUCACCGGUGAGUCGAUGCCCGUUCGCAAGCGCGAGAACCUGGUCUUCGAUGAUGCCACCGGCCCUGGCGACCGCCUCAACGUCGCCUACAGCAGUUCAACUGUCACCAAGGGUCGCGCGAAGGGCAUUGUCUACGCUACCGGUACCUUCACUGAGAUCGGGGCCAUUGCGUCGGCCCUCAAUCAGAAGGAGUCCCGCGUGCGUCCUGUCAAGCGCAAGCCUAAUGGCAAGGCUGGUCCUCAUCGCUACCUCGAGGCCUACACACUCACCCUCGGCGAUGCCAUUGGCCGUUUCCUUGGCGUCAAUGUCGGCACUCCCCUGCAGCGCAAGCUCAGUAAGCUUGCCAUGCUUCUCUUUGGCAUUGCCGUUCUGUGCGCGAUCAUUGUCCUGGCCGCCAACAAGUUCCAUACGACUCAGGAGGUCAUCAUCUACGCUGUUGCUACUGGCCUGUCGAUGAUUCCCGCUUCUCUCGUUGUGGUCUUGACCAUUACCAUGGCUGCCGGCACCAAGCGUAUGGUUAAGCGCAACGUCAUUGUCCGCAACUUGAAGUCUCUGGAGGCUCUCGGCGCCGUCACCGACAUUUGCAGUGACAAGACGGGUACCCUUACCCAGGGCAAGAUGGUCGCUCGUAAUGCCUGGAUUCCUGGUCUUGGUACCUACACCGUUGAGCUUACCUCGAAUGAGCCCUUCAACCCUACCAAGGGUAACAUCCGCUUCGACUCCCGCGAGCCACAUCAGAUCAAUUGGCGCCCUCGCUCUGACAGCGAGAAGGACGCCCACCAAGGCACCAUCCAAACCAUUGCCGAUCUCAUCGCUAAUGGCAAGGAUCGUCUCGAGCAGUUCCUCAAUGUUGCUUCCCUGGCCAAUGUUGCCACCGUCUUUGAGAAAGAGGGAGAGUGGCACGCCCGUGGCGACCCCACUGAGAUCGCGAUUCAAGUGUUUGCUAGCCGCUUCGGCGCCAACCGCCGUAACAAAGUGAACGUCGACCAUGCCGAAUGGACCGACGUAGCUGAGUUCCCCUUCGACAGUGAUAUCAAGCGCAUGAGUGUCAUCAUGAAGCACAAUCCGACCGGUGAGCACCAUGCCUUCACCAAGGGCGCUGUUGAGCGGAUCCUCCGUGUCUGCAGCCACUAUCGCUCUGUUGAUGACAACGAUAUCGAGGGCCAGACGGUCAGCCCCAUGACCGAAGAGUUCCGUAGCCAAGUCAUUCGCAACAUGGAAGUGUUCGCCGGUCUUGGUCUGCGUGUGCUGGCUCUUGCCCGCCGCAAGCUGGACGAGUCCCUCCACGCCAACGAGGACACCGACCGCAAUGAUGUCGAGCGUGACCUGAUCUUCCUCGGCCUCAUCGGUCUGUACGAUCCUCCGCGCCCCGAGUCUGCUCCUGCCGUCCGGGAAUGCCACGAGGCUGGUAUUAGUGUUCACAUGCUCACUGGUGACCACCCCGCGACGGCCCAGGCCAUCGCCAUGGAAGUCGGCAUCCUUCCUAAGCAGAUGGAGCGUGUCAGCGCCGAAAUGGCCAAAUGCAUGGUCAUGACUGCUGGCGAGUUCGAUGCCCUGAGCGACGAGGAGAUUGAUAAACUCCCCGUGCUUCCUCUGGUCAUUGCUCGUUGCGCUCCUAGCACUAAGGUCCGCAUGAUUGAAGCUCUCCAUCGCCGUGGUAAGUUCUGCGCGAUGACCGGCGACGGCGUCAACGACUCUCCUUCGCUUCGCCGUGCCGACGUCGGCAUUGCCAUGGGUCAGGCAGGCUCCGAUGUUGCCAAGGAUGCCUCCGACAUUGUCCUUACUGAUGACAACUUCGCCUCCAUCGUCGCUGCCAUCGAGGAGGGUCGUCGUAUCUUCGACAACAUUCAGAAGUUUGUCCUGCACGUCUUGGCUGAGAACAUUGCCCAGGCAUGCACCCUGCUUAUUGGUCUGGUGUUCAAGGAUGCUUCUGGCCUUUCUGUCUUCGCCCUUGCCCCCGUUGAGAUCGUCUGGAUCAUCAUGGUCACCUCUGGCAUGCCCGACAUGGGUCUCGGCUUCGAGCGUGCCGUUCCCGACAUCAUGCGUCGUCCUCCUCAAUCCCUUAAGACUGGUAUCUUCACCAAGGAGUUCUUGAUUGACAUGGUUGUUUACGGCAUUUGGAUCGCUGCUCUCUGCCUAUGCAGCUUCGUCCUCCGCGUCUACGCCUGGGGCGAGGGUAAUCUCGGUAGCAACUGCAACGACGCCUGGUCCGAGAGCUGCGAGACUGUCUUCCGUGCCCGCGCCACCACCUUCGCCUGCCUAACCUGGUUCGCCCUCUUCCUCGCCUGGGAGCUCGUCGACAUGCGCCGCUCUUUCUUCCGCAUGCAGCCUGGCUCCACCAAAUACUUCACCCAAUGGUUCUACGAUGUCUGGCGCAACCAGUUCCUCUUCUGGGCUAUUAUCAUCGGCUUCAUCACGCUCUUCCCGACCCUUUACAUCCCCGUCAUCAACCACAAGGUGUUCAAGCACUCAGGAAUCAGCUGGGAGUGGGGUAUUGUCUUCAUCUGCGCCGGUCUCUUCUUCACCGGCGUCGAAGCCUGGAAGUGGGGCAAGCGCGUCUACCUUAGGCGGGCGGCCAAGAAGCGCACCGGUGCGAAGUCCUGGAAGGAUCUGGAUAUCGAGGAGCGCGUCUUUGGCGACUACUUCACCAGCGGGUACGAGAGUGGUGAUACCGUUGUCGCCGCUAGCGGUGCUAUCGAAGAUAAGAAUGCUCGCAUCGCUGCUAACGGACGGGAUUGA